GUGGCUGUAGUUACAGGGGCAAAUAAAGGCAUCGGACUGGCGAUUGUUUAAGGGCUGUGCAAAGCAGGUUUCAAUGGAGAUAUUGUCCUUACUGCACGGAAUGAGAAACUGGGACAAGAGGCGGUUGCUGGACUGCAAUCUGAAGGAUGCUUCAUAAUCUUCUAUGAACUUGAUAUAUGUGACCAAGGAAGCUCUCUGAAACUGAAAAAGUUUCUGGAGAAGUACAGCGGCCUCGAUGUUCUUAUCAACAACGCGGGAAUUGCCUUCAAACAUUCCGCAACAGAACCAUUUGGAGAACAGGCUGAGGUGACUAUGCGCACCAACUUCUGGGGAACUCUGUGGGUGUGUCAUACUCUUCUGCCGAUACUUCGACAUAAUGCUAGGGUGGUCAAUGUGUCCAGCUUUGUUAGCAAGAAAUCCCCUGACCAGUGCAGUCCUGAACUACAGGCAAAAUUCCGAAAUAAAGAUCUGUCAGAGGAGGAGUUGUGCCUGCUGAUGGGAGAGUUUGUUCAGGCUGCACAGGCAGGGAAUCAUACGGCUCAGGGCUUGCCAAACACUGCCUAUGGCACCACCAAAAUCGGUGUGACUGUGCUAUCAAGGAUCCAGGCUCGAGUUCUUACCGAGACAAGGCCAGGUGAUGGUAUCCUCUUGAAUGCUUGUUGUCCAGGAUGGGUGCGAACAGACAUGGCUGGACCAAAUGCUACCAAGAGUCCAGAGGAAGGCGCAGAAACGCCUGUUUAUCUGGCAAUGCUGCCUGAAGGAGCCAAAGAGCCGCAUGGACAGCUAGUGUGGGACAAGACUGUACAGGAAUGGUAGGGUGAAGAACAGGUGUCAUCAGUUCAUUCCAUCUGAAAAGAAUGUAAUAAUUACAUCUGGAAGUGACUGACUUUUUCCAAAAUAUACUG
This is a messenger RNA of Sinocyclocheilus grahami, 905 nucleotides long. RefSeq names its product carbonyl reductase [NADPH] 1-like. Gene Ontology annotation, molecular function: carbonyl reductase (NADPH) activity. NCBI's taxonomy places the organism in Eukaryota, Metazoa, Chordata, Actinopteri, Cypriniformes, Cyprinidae. The record is from RefSeq and is a predicted model, not a curated record. The coding region runs from base 313 to 816 and encodes 167 amino acids. The transcript has 4 exons.